This is a messenger RNA of Lethenteron reissneri (Far Eastern brook lamprey), 2865 nucleotides long. Its product is annotated as potassium voltage-gated channel subfamily A member 1-like. Gene Ontology annotation, cellular component: membrane; voltage-gated potassium channel complex. The record is from RefSeq and is a predicted model, not a curated record. Gene Ontology annotation, molecular function: delayed rectifier potassium channel activity; protein binding. Gene Ontology annotation, biological process: action potential; potassium ion transmembrane transport; protein homooligomerization. Lineage: Eukaryota; Metazoa; Chordata; Hyperoartia; Petromyzontiformes; Petromyzontidae.
GGAACACGUGUGUGCUGUUGGACCGAACUCGGGGUGUUAAGUCAGCCGCUACCGUGUGAGUCUCAGUGUGCCCAGAGUGCUCUCGACGCUCUGAGCGGGAGCAGACGGUGAACCUGCAGUCAACGCCUCCUGCCGCCGUGCCUCGUUCAUCAUCGACACGUCUUUCAAUUUCAAUUUCGCGUCCCAAAAUCAACUUGCGCGAGGCAGGAGAGUUCGCCGGCCGCCGCCGCCGCCGUCGCCGCCGUUAUCGAUCCAGGAUGGAAUCGGCCGUCUCCGGAUCUCAUGGACAUCGCCACCACCACCACCACCACCACCUCCCGCGCACCGCACAGGCGCUUUUCGUCGGCACGGCCCGCAUGACCGGCCUCAAGGACCAGCGCGUCGCCGCCGCGUCCGCCCUCGCCGCGCCGUCCCCCGCGUCCAGCAGCAGCCACAGCAGCAGCGGCAGCAGCGGCGGCGACGACGACGGUGAAGACAAAAGGGACGACAGCAACGAGAAACGGAAGAGGCGGACGGGCGCAGGCAGGAGAAAGCAGAGGAAAGAAAGCCUGGAAUCGACCGAGUCCAUGGGCAUUCGGGCGGAGGGGUCCGGAUCUCUACCGCCCAAGGGUAUCAUCGGCGUUCUCGUCGAAGAGGACACGGAGGCUCGACUCGGCGACGCGGAGGCGUGCGGACGGGGGGCGGGAGAGGGACCGGGCGAGCAGCACGAUGACAUGGAGCGAGUGGUGUUCAACGUGUCCGGGCUGCGCUUCGAGACGCAGCUGGGCACGUUGGCGCAGUUCCCCAACACGCUGCUGGGCGACGCGGAGCGGCGGUCGCACUACUACGACCCGCUGCGCAACGAGUACUUCUUCGAUCGCAACCGGCCCAGCUUCGACGCCAUCCUCUACUAUUACCAGUCGGGCGGCAGGCUGCGGCGGCCGGCGAGCGUCCCCUUCGAUAUCUUCUCCGAGGAGAUCAAGUUCUACGAGCUAGGCGACGAGGCGAUGGUGCGCUACCGUGAGGACGAGGGCUACGCGAAGGAGGAGGAGAGGCCGAUGCCGGCGAACGAGUUCCAGCGCCACGUGUGGCUCCUCUUCGAGUACCCCGAGAGUUCGGGGCCAGCGCGCGGCAUCGCCAUCGUGUCGGUGCUCGUCAUCGUCAUCUCCAUCAUCAUCUUCUGCGUCGAGACGCUGCCCAUGUUCCGGGAGGAGAGGGAGAACGCCUCGUUCGCCGUGCCAUUCGUCAACGGCACUGAGGCGGAGGACGAGGCCUCCGGCAGCUCGUUCGCGGACCCAUUCUUCAUCAUCGAGACCGUCUGCAUCGUGUGGUUCAGCUUCGAGCUCACGGUGCGCUUUCUCGCAAGUCCCAGCAAGCCGGCCUUCUUCAAGGACAUCAUGAACAUCAUUGACAUCGUGGCCAUCGUGCCCUACUUCAUCACCCUGGGCACCGAGUUGGCGGAGCAGGAGGGCAACGGGCAGCAGACGAUGUCGCUCGCGAUCUUCAGGGUAGUCCGCCUCGUGCGCGUCUUCAGGAUCUUCAAGCUGUCGCGACACUCCAAGGGGCUGCAGAUCCUGGGCCAGACCCUGAGCGCCUCCAUGCGUGAGCUGGGCCUCCUCAUCUUCUUCCUCUUCAUCGGCGUCAUCCUCUUCUCGAGCGCCGUCUACUUCGCCGAGUCAGACGAGUCCGAAACGGACUUCACGAGCAUCCCGCACGCGUUCUGGUGGGCCGUUGUCACGAUGACCACGGUGGGCUACGGCGACAUGUGGCCCAAGACCGUGGGGGGGAAGAUCGUGGGCUCGCUGUGCGCCAUCGCGGGCGUGCUCACGAUCGCGCUGCCGGUGCCCGUGAUCGUCUCCAACUUCAACUACUUCUACCACCGCGAGAUGGACAGCGAGGACCAGGCCCACUACUCGCACGUGUCCAGCCUCAACACCAAUGACGACGGAGGAGGUGGAGGAGGAGGCGGCGGAGGAGGCGAUGAAGAAGUUCUCAAGCAAAUGUCCACGGAGGUCAACCCGCAGAGCGGCAGGGGCGACGGGGCUGACGUGGUGGCAAUCCUCAAGGAGGUGGAUUCUGGACAAGUCCCCAAUAACCUUUCUGAGCGGACGGGGCUAGGACCCAUUGCCUAGUGCCCGCCAAGUCACAUCUUCAUCGCAGAGGAGCUUUCGCACGUGCGGCAAACGGCGCCGACGAUGUGCUUGGCGCAUAAAAAUAGACUCGAGCGAAACUGUGGACACGAAGAUGCAGCGCCAUGCGAGAAGUCAUCUGUAAUGAGCAAAGGGCGAUCAUGGAAAACGUUAGUUCCGAGUUAAAGCUGCAAAGCCAGGAGGCGCAAAAGAAGCUGCUAUAAUCGUGGAUUAUUGUAUUAUUCGCAGUUCGAUCAACCAAACCAAUGGUAUUCACAUACAUCCUACUCAUAGUUCUUAUGGCUCUAAUGAGUCCAAAUUUGUCAAUAUUUUAGAUCUGAAUUUUUUUCUAUAUAAGCAUGCAAGCUUGUGCUCACAGACAUUUUUUUCAGAUUUUUUUUUAUUUGUACCCGCUAACGACUUGGGUUCACAAUGAAGAUAUAUCCUUGAGAACUACGUGGGCAGGUUUCUUAGGGCUGCUAUGCAUGUAUCAACAGUUUUUAAAUGAAGCUGACAACGAAAACUUGAGCUCAAUCGUGAACUUAAACGACUUGCUGGCGGUAAUGCAGAUGGAGCGUGCCAAAAGGAUUGACGGUCGAUCAUCGAAUGAAACGCAAAGGAAACAACAGCAAGAAUCGGAGGUAUAAUUCCAAUUCCGUGCAUCAAGCUGUGAGUAAAUCAACGAGUCGGGAGCACUGAGACGGUGUCUUGAGCUGAGAAAUACAUUUCCUGAACGGUGGCAUCAACAGAACGACGC